GCGGUUUCCAAAAGCCGAGCCUCGGCUUCAAGUUUUUUCAUGCACAAAACCACAUUUUAAGAGCAGCUCUCCUCAGGCACCGAAUCAUAACCCAGGUCUGUAUGGUUAUUACUAAUGUUUGUUUGUUUUUUUAAACCCUUUUCUAAUGAUGCCUUUUGCUUGGACGGUGAAUCGUUGGAUCAUUUCAAAAUAUGGAGAGAAACGCGAAGUUGAGGCUUUGAGCGCGAUUCCAGUUUUAUGACAUGUUCAAUUAAUUUGGCAUAAAUUCACGUUUUAAUUUAGAGCUGAAAAAUGAAAGGGAAAUCUGUCAGUCUCCUGAAUGCGUUUUUAUUAUUGUUUUUCUUGCGGUUGAUUCUUGACGUUUACUGAAACGCAAUAAAAUCGCAGACUGCGCAGAGUGGGAGGGGAUGAAUCAUUUGGUGCUUUUUCACAUUUAAGAGGCUUGAAAGCUGAAUUUAAGGAUGACGAAAAGAUUUGAAGAUGGACAUAAAUUACAACGGACAUAAUUGUUUAGCAGGGAAAGCAAAUUAUUCGGAACGUGGAAAUUCGCGCCAUUUAAAAAUAAUGAUCGUAUCCAUACUAGCGUGUUUAUGUGCAUUUUAUUGCAUUAGAUAAGUUUUAUUUCAUUUUCUGAACCGAACGGUUUGUUUUUCUAAGGGGGAGGUGGCAGGGGAGACCCUCCAUCCCGUUAGACAGUCACGUGAUGAAAGUAAAUCGAGCAAGAACAAGUUUCAGCAAAUCCCCCCCCCCCCAUGGCUGAAAGAGGAAAUAAAGUUGUGGAGAUUCAUAUGGGCAAAUAUGGCUCCGACUCAGGGCGUUAUUCAAUCAGAGGGCGGCACAAGCGCCAGAAAAAACCCCACAAAAAACCCCAUUGUGCUCCAGCAUUGUUUCCUCCCAGGUGUAAGAACUGUAAAAAAAAAAAAAUAAAUACAUAAAAUGAAUAAAAACACUAUAGGCUUAAAUUACCACCGGGUUUAGAAUAGACAGUAAUUAUUACCUUUAUUGUGCCUCAGAGGAGAAAUUCAGGUGCAACAGCAGCAUCAGAUAAACAGAUUCACACAACAACGUUCCAAAAGAGUAAAAACCAACCAAACAAAAAAAAAACAUACAAACAAAGGUAAAAAUAAGAGUAAUAAAAUAAUAUAUUGUACAAAACUAUUACUUAAAAUUCUGUCCAAUUAUAUCACGAUCCAAAGGAUGUGAGUACGAUGACUUUUUUUCAAAUGUACAUAAUGUGCAACUGUAUGAAACAUUAAAAAAGAAAUCUGGUUAUUUAACAAUAUCAGUGCAGAGAAACAGAGGUGCAAUAACAGCAGAGAUGUUUUCUAAAAAAUUAAAUCAGUAAAAACAGAUUAAACAGAAUUUUAUUGUUUCACAAUUUCACUGGACAUGUUCAACAAAUGAAGUGGUCGUGCUGACAUGGAGUCUCUGAAGUUUGUUAUUAACAAAAUAUCGUAUUUAUGAAAACGCAUUAAAAAAAAUAAUCAUGUAGAGUUUUUCCAGUUUGUUUUGGAUGGGAUGGAAACGCAGGACAGGCUGUUCAAAACGCCGCGCUGCUUUAUUCCGUUUGUGCGGAAAACAAUAAUGACCUGGCGCAGAACUGAGCGCCAUUUACCCAAGAAGGGCGCAGACUUUGAUAUUCUGUUUUGAAUAUUUGAUUUGGUGCUCCAUGUCCUGUCCCCAUCUUGGCACCUUCACUUGCACAAGUUGGUGCCGUCCUCCUAUCGGCCCCAGCCAGCGGGGCCCUGCAGCGGCAGCUGCUCUAAUCGGUGCGGUUCGACUUCCUGUCCUUCGUUUUGCUGGUGAAGUCGAUCACCGUAAAAGCGAUCAGAUUGACGGGAUGCAAGAAAGAGAUCCUGCUUUCUUUCUCUCUUUCUUUAUAUCGUUAUUUAUUUAUUUUUUCUAAUUUUCUUAUUUAUUCUGAUUUAAUCCGUGUUGAUCCGCAUAAAAGCAGAACGUUUCUUCUUCCAGCAUCACCUCCAGCCCCGCGCCUGACAGUCUGGCUCACCACUGAUUUGCUAAUCUGUGCGUCAUGAUCUGUGUCCGGCGCAAACAGCCGCAGUGCCACAUGAAACUGCGUCAUAUAACAGACAGCUGAUCAGCAGAGCGGCACUAUGGCGCUCUUCACACUCCGAUAAGGUUUCUCAAGUCGCCUCGCACACUCUGUGUAAUUUACAUGAGUUAUCAUGGAGGAAAAUUUUGAUUUUUGAUUUUUUUCCCCCACCUCUUUAUGUUCUAAUUGAAGCUCCACACCGCGGGCUGCGCCUCCGCGUUUCCUCUGGCCCCUGCCUCCACCUCUGCCCUGCUUCUCUGAUUGAGUAAGUGAGAGGCUGCAGCGUCAUCGCUCCUCCGGCUCUGAUGGACUGAUCCAUGAGGACGCGGCGGCAACUCGGAUGAACCUGGAAAAAAAAAAAAAGAAAGCAAAAACAAGUCCUAACUUUUAAAUCUAGUCAUCAUCUUCUACUCAUUCGGGACUGUUUGCCGUCACGAAAGCGGGACGGAGGUGAAACGCUCAGUUAAAAACUCUGAGUUGAGUGGAAAAACAAGCGGAAGAGACGCGGGGCCCCCCCGCUGCGGCUCUCUGCUGUCUACCUGCCGCCGCUCAGCGGGCGGUCAGCCUCGGUGACACCUGUCCGAGCCGACACCUGGCGGACGGCGUGGACGCCUGCGCGCAUGCUCCGUUGUCAUGUGAAAGUCUCUUAAAACGCUCGGGAUGUCAGCGGCUCAGAUCAAAUCUGUAAACAGGACGCCAGCCGCCAGGUCUCCUCCUUCUGCUCAGCAGCUGGAUCCCCGUCAUUAACCUUCGCUCUCGCUUCUUCCUCCCCAUCAUCCCCUGCACACACACACAACGCGCGCGCACACACCACACAACACACACAUACACUAAAGAUGCCUCGUUCCUUCCUGGUGAAGAAUAAGAAGGCGCACAGCUACCACCGACCGCGGACUUUGGAGGAUGAUUACAGCAGGCUGGACACGAUACUGGCUCACAUCUGUUCAGAUACCGAUAAGCUCCCGGAGGAGGACGCCGACCUUUCGGCGGACAGCUACGGCCUCUCUCCGGCCUCCCACCCGGGCGAAGCUGCGGACUUCUCCCCCAGGUCUCCGCUGAGCUGCGCCGACAGUUUGUGCGCUCGCUCCGCGGACUAUGAGGACUUCUGGCGGCCUCCGUCCCCAUCCGCGUCGCCUGUUGACUCCGAAAAAUCGCUUUCUCCCCUGGUGGGUGAAACCCAGCCCUUCACCGUCCCUUUCCGGCCGUACGCCUGGAGCAGCUACCCGGGGCCGGAGCUGGAGGUGCGGCGGCCCGUGGCGCAGCGGAGCCUCCAUCCCGGCCUAGAGGUGGACGCCAGCCCGGCGGUGAUGGCGCUUUACGCGGACCGGAGCUGCCACCCGGCCGUGUUUGCAGAGCGGGCCCUGGCGGAGGAGCCUUACGGGGACUACCGGAGGCAGGCUGCCGCGCUGCUGUUCCCUGAAGUCGGCCUGCACGGGAAGGCGGCCGAUGGGAAGGCCCGGCCCGACCUGCUCUGCUCCAGCCUCAUUCUGAACAGCGCGUACAAGUGCGUCAAGUGCGGGAAGGUGUUCUCCACCCCGCACGGCCUGGAGGUCCACGUCCGCAGAUCGCACAGCGGCACGAGGCCUUUUGCGUGCGACAUUUGCGGCAAAACGUUCGGCCACGCCGUGAGCCUGGAGCAGCACAAAGCGGUGCACUCUCAGGAGAGAAGCUUCGACUGCAAAAUUUGCGGCAAAAGCUUCAAGCGCUCCUCCACGCUAUCCACGCAUCUGCUCAUCCACUCGGACACGCGGCCCUACCCGUGUCAGUACUGCGGGAAGAGGUUCCACCAGAAGUCCGACAUGAAGAAACACACAUUCAUCCACACGGGCGAGAAGCCGCACAAAUGCCAGGUUUGCGGGAAAGCGUUCAGCCAGAGCUCCAACCUGAUCACGCACAGCAGGAAACACACCGGAUACAAACCGUUCGGCUGCGACCUGUGCGGGAAAGGCUUCCAGAGGAAGGUGGACCUGCGGAGGCACAAAGAGACACAGCACGGACUGAAGUGAGACAGAAGACCGAGCUGCGGUCCGGCCUUCACUCCGGGAGGGAAGGAGACAGAGCUGGAGCCACCGGAGGAGGAAAACAACUGUUUUUGUUUUUUUUUUUCCUUUUCUCAACACAUACUUUCUUCCAUUUUUAAUGAACUGAAAAUUCAAGACAAUUUGGAUCCCAUCGACUUGUUUUUUAUUUUUUUUAUUAUAUCUUAUAAUUUGUAUUAUUUAUAGGUGCGGUGGAAAAAAAAAACAGGAGCAACACUAAUGACAGCAUCCUUCCUCCUUUUCUUUUUAGAUCCCCCUCUGCUCCACCCCUUCAUCUCCUCCCAUUUCAUUUCUUUUUUAAAGCCAGAGAUAAGCUGUGAGCUGUGGAGGAAAAAUGAGAGAGACAAAUGGCAGAUGUGUUCAGAUAAAGCAUGAUUUAAAUAACUCUGUUAAACGGACAAUAAACGCACCUGAUAAAGAUCUGCUCUUUCUGCAAAGACUGGAGGUGUUGUUGUUUUCAUCUGGCAGAGAUGAGGGCAAAACAGACACUCUCUCUCUUUCUUUCUCUCUUUUUCUGUUUCUCUCUCUCUGCCAGCUGCAGGGAUCGGCUCUGUUGUUCUGUCAGAAGAAACGAUGAUUUUACUGUUAAAAUAAACACAGGUGAAAUUCUA
This is a messenger RNA of Xiphophorus maculatus (southern platyfish), 4703 nucleotides long. It is a transcript of the gene gfi1ab, whose product is annotated as zinc finger protein Gfi-1-like. The record is from RefSeq and is a predicted model, not a curated record. The transcript is spliced from 6 exons. Gene Ontology annotation, cellular component: nucleus. Lineage: Eukaryota; Metazoa; Chordata; Actinopteri; Cyprinodontiformes; Poeciliidae. The coding region runs from base 2890 to 4059 and encodes 389 amino acids.